Molecule: messenger RNA, 915 nt
Organism: Aspergillus wentii DTO 134E9
Lineage: Eukaryota; Fungi; Ascomycota; Eurotiomycetes; Eurotiales; Aspergillaceae
Exons: 1
Coding region: 1-915 (304 amino acids)
Source: RefSeq, a predicted model, not a curated record
AUGGACUUUGCCGCCUCACUCAUCUACACCCCUACUCUUACCACAAACAUCAUGGAGUCAAAUCAAAUUCCCUUCCUAUCGCAUCUCCCAGACAAUACACCAAACGUCACUGCGUCUACAUCCCGCGCUGUCAAAGAUGCCAUCCGCACGUAUUUCGAUGAAGACGGACCCAUCUCAGACUACGUCAUUAUAUCCGACGUCAAACAGCAAGUUGUGGAUGGACUGAUCGAAGAUCCAAGACUUCAUGGACGAAUCAACAUGCGCAUGUUUUACAACGAAGACAUUCGAAAGUUGAUCGUCAAACUACCCAGAGCAGAGCAUGAAAAAGCCACCCAUGCGCUUUCCAAACUCAUCUACGAUGAAACGUUUAUCCAGGGUAUGAAUUAUGACUUCACCCCCUGCGGGGCUACUACCUUCCGUAGUGCGCCAUACUCCAAAGAAGGAGAUAUGUCAUUCAUGCCCGAACGUCCUCUCCUUGGGCGAAAUCAAUCUUGGCCUACUGUUGUUAUUGAGACAGGUGCAUCUGAGAACAUACAUCGUCUUCGACUCGAGGCGGAAUGGUGGAUAACCCAAUCUCGGGGGUUGGUCAAAACAAUCGUCAUCAUCUCUAUUGAGCGUACGGACCCUCGCAUCGCUUUUGAAGUUUGGAAGCUCCAAGCCGCUGUGUCCCAGCAUCAUCAUCAGCGCUAUGCACUUCGGACCUUUGGCACACCUAUUGUUCCUACCAAGGCUCAGGAAGUAGUGAUGCGUCGAUCUGGAAACGCGACGGUGACAAACGGAGCCCCUCUCAUCAUCUGCUUCGAGGAUCUUUUUCUGAGGACCCCUUCAUCUUCAGUUGAGAAGGACUACAGCUUUAAUGCUGUUCAGCUGGAAGAAGUGGCUCACCGGGUCUGGCGUGGACAGGGAUUCAUGUAG